AUGGCGGACGUGCUGGUGGACUCGCAGCGCCGCGUCCUCAUCAGCGGAUACGGGUACGGCCUCCCCCCGCAGCCUGCAGAGAGCCUGCUGCUCGGCCGCCUCGACCAGAUCGACCUCCGGCUGCGGCAGCUGGAGGAGCAGCAGCAGCGCCGCCCGUCGCACGCCGAGCACGGCGCGCCCGCCCCGGCCCGCCGCGCGCCGGCGGCGCAGCACCAGCACACCAAGUCCAUGCCGGCGGCGCUGCAGCACGUGCAGGUGCGGGGCGACCUCAUGGACCGCCUCAACCUGCUGGAGUCCCGCAUCAGGCAGGUCAGCUGCGAGCUGGGCCUGGACGGCGCCGGCGGUGUCGCCGGCAAGGCCCUCCAUCACCAGUUCGGGCUGGGGCUGGGAUCCUCCUCGUCCGUGCCGCUGGUCGAGGAUCCCGCCACGUGGUCCGACUCCGCGCCGGUGGCGGUGGUGGACCCGGCUCGUGAGGCGUUCGGCCGCGGCAAGGUGCAGAGCAAGCCCGCGGCGGCGGCCGGCGGGAGCUGGAGCGCCGUGGAGAUCCUGCAGCGGGGCGCGCGCCAGCUCCACCGCAGCACCAGCAGCAUUAGCAGCAUCAGCAAGCCCAACCCACCCAUCAAGGUGAACAAACUGAAAGAACCGAAAUCCGCGUGCGAGAAGGAGAAGAGGAAGGCGGAGCGCAGCAAGUCUCUAACGAAGGUGGAGCGCAAUAAGUCCCUGACGAGCAGGCUGUGGCUCAUGGUUGGAUUUUUGAUCUGUAUCAAAUACUUUGUGGAUUAUCCUGAUGCACAUUUGGGUCCAUGGAUGGGUCAUCCUGAUGCAUGUGUGUCAGCAUGA
Molecule: messenger RNA, 840 nt
Organism: Miscanthus lutarioriparius
Lineage: Eukaryota; Viridiplantae; Streptophyta; Magnoliopsida; Poales; Poaceae
Source: the annotation of a GenBank genome assembly